Messenger RNA from Camellia sinensis, 1107 nucleotides. The record is from RefSeq and is a predicted model, not a curated record. Lineage: Eukaryota; Viridiplantae; Streptophyta; Magnoliopsida; Ericales; Theaceae.
AUGAAUGUGAAUAAUGAUUAUGUUGACGACGAUAUUGGUGUGGAGGAUGACGAUGUUGAUAAUGAUAUUGGUGUAGAGGCCGACCUCAUGGAGGACGAUGUUAGUGUGGAUGAUGACAACACAGAACUAGUUCCGAGUGCUCCAAAGGAUCCUUCAUUACUAAUUAGCUUCCGCAACCAUGUUGCUGCCGUUGUUUGGAAGAAAAAGGAACGGGGACCUCUUAAAUGUUUGAAUCGUUCUCAAAAGCUUGCAAAGUGGCCAUGGAUGUCAUCAACACUCGAAAAUGGUAGGUGGAGACAUUUGGUUGAGCAGUCUGGUCUUAGUGUCCUUAUUGAUCACACAUAUCGGUAUGGCAAUAGAGUGGCAAUAUUUGCCUUUGUCGAAAGGUGGCAUCCAAAGACAAAUACAUUUCACAUGCCAGAUGGUGAGAUGACUAUCACGUUGGAUGAUGUGCGGACCAUACUUGGCAUUCCAGUCACUGGUAGGGCUUUGUCAUGUCCUAAGUCAACAAGAUACGAGGCUGCUGAACUAGUGAGUGCUACUUUGGGAGUCCAAGCUUACUUGCUAUAUUUAUUAGGUUGUACCCUCUUCGCUGACAAGAGUGGGAUUCGAGUACCUGUUGCUUACCUGCACAUGUUGACUAACAUUGAUGCUGUUAGCUCAUAUGCAUGGGGUGCUGCAGCUUUAGCAUUCCUAUAUAAACAAUUAAGACUUGCUAGUAGGGCUGGUGUUAAGCAGAUUGUUGGUUACUUGAAGCUAUUGGAAGCAUGGAUUUAUGAGCAUUUUCGUUUAGGAAGGCCUCAUCCAAAUUUGUCCUAUUCUGAUGAACAACCUCGUGUUUGUCGUUGGAGUCCAUGGAGAGAUGGGGUUUUACAGAAAACCACUUGCAGACAUUACGAGAGCAACCUGACAUGUUACGUACUAAUGAGUGUUGGUGCUGCAAUCCAUAGCCUCGGUCAUGAUCAGUGUGUCUUGCACCCUGACAUGCUGUAUGAAACCAUUGGUAGGAUGCUACAAGUUCUUGAUGGACCGAGUUUGGGAUCUAUAUCGACACAUACAGAGCAUCAAGUCUACUAUUAUAAACGUCAUAGGAUGGACAGUACAUAA